AGGUAGACGGUCUCAGGCUCUCGAGGCAGCGAAGGACUGCGGGCGGGCUGGACAUUCCGUGUUUCCUCGUUUGCAGGAGCAGCGCAUUUGGACAGCCCCUGGAGUCUCGCGAUGGCUUCGCAGCCUUCGGAUGUCUCUUUGCUGUUCGCUGCUGCACUGGUACUGUGGUCGGCGUUCCUGGUUCACCAUGAGGGUGCCGUCGCUGCCGCUAGCGAUCGUCCGACAGCGUCCGACCACACUCCGUCAGCAUUGUUCCAGGCUCCAGGUUCGCUCGACAUCGAUAUUGUAACUCGAUCGUUCGAGUCUCCAGUUCAUUCCAGCCCUCGGUCCGAGGUUGUGUUGGACAGUUCUCCGGCGGCGAGGCACAGCAAGAAGAAGAAGGGUGUGCGCCAUCAGCGACUUUAUAUUCAAUCGCCCGUGCAGUCAUCUCCCGCGGAUUCAAGUCCCAAUCGCCUUGAAUCCCCAAUCCAGAAUUCGCCUGCCUAUCAACAGAUGCAGCGACCGAGUCCUCUGUCCGAUCUGAGCCAAGUCCAAAGCUCUCCGUCUACCACAUCUCCAGUAAAAUCUGCACCUCUGUCAAAAUGGGACAACGCUCCUGUAGAUUCUGCUCCAUCUUCCGCAGUCAGGACGUUAGAGCAUGGAGUGUCCCCGUCCGAGGUCCUCGAGUCUCCGAUGCAGUCCACUCCUCAGCUCGAGUUGAACAAUGUGCCAGCACAGUCCUCUCCAUCUGAGCAUGGUGGAUCUCCAGUCGGAGUGGAGGAAAGGAGUGCUCCGAUUUCAUCUUCUUCUGCUUCCAAUUCCCGCCAUCCAUUACCUCGGUUGCACACUGGUCGUCAGUCCGGAAGCAGCAAGUCUCCAGUGCAUGGAAGUCCUGCAUCUGAGCUCAGUGUCAAUCCUGGAGUGAAGUCCUCGCCUCAGCCGGAUGUGAGCAGCUCUCCAGUGCGGUUGACUCCAGCUCGGAAUGAGUUGAGCGGUGUUCCAGUGCAUUCGGCUCCUCAGACUGACAGAAGCAGCUCGCCGCGGCAUUCCUCUCCUCAGUCGGACUUGGGUAGUAUCCCAGAGCUGUCUAGUCCCGGUGUCAAGUUCGGCGCAUCUCCAGUUGAUUGCACUCUUGCACCGAGCUUCGAAUCCCCACUUCAGUCGACUGACGUGCCUGCUUUGGAGAAAAAUGCACCACUGUACUCGUCUCCAGUGCACUCGACCUCCAAUCUUGCAGUCGAAUACUCUUCAGAGGAAUCCACUCCCACUCGCUCGACUUCUCUAGGGAAUAGUUCUCCCUUAGUCUCCGCUCCCGAUCUCGAGCUCGAGCUCGAAAGCUCUCCAGUGGAAUCUACUCCAACGACCUCUGAGUCAUACAGUUCCCCGGUGGACUCCACCCAAGUUCAUUCUACUCCUCAGCUGAAGAAUUCUCCCCUGGACUCCACUCCCGUCGUCAAGUACAGCGAAUAUACUCCUCAGUCCGAUAGUUCUCCAGUCAAAUCCACUCCUCAGCUGAACAACUCCCCACUGAAAUCCACGCCAGCCCUCCAGGUCAGAAGUUCUGCUGUGGGCUCUACACCACUGCGUUCGACUCCGCAGCAGGAUUCUCCAGUUUCCUCAAUUCCUGGGUCUUAUUUGCGCGGUUCUCGACAGCACGAUAUCUCUGCAGUGCAUCGUAUCACCGUCGAUAGUCCUUCCCGAUUUACAAUGUAGAGUGAUUUUGGCUCAUCAAAGGUGAUUGAUUGCCAACACAGCUGCCUCACAGCAGGUGGAGGUAGACGAGAUGUACUCUGAAGUCAUCAAAAAUUUUGCAACUUGUAGAUUUGCCAGCGAUACUUGCGUCAAUGAAUCUGGAUGCUUCAGCGUAUAAGCCUGUCUUGAACAAGUCAAUUACAGUAAUUAGAUCUGCCUCAAACAAUUUCAUUGCA
This is a messenger RNA of Marchantia polymorpha subsp. ruderalis, 1907 nucleotides long. NCBI's taxonomy places the organism in Eukaryota, Viridiplantae, Streptophyta, Marchantiopsida, Marchantiales, Marchantiaceae. The record is from the annotation of a GenBank genome assembly.